Bicyclus anynana (squinting bush brown) is the source of this 2908-nucleotide messenger RNA. RefSeq names its product zinc finger protein 43. Gene Ontology annotation, cellular component: nucleus. Bases 200 to 1774 code for a protein of 524 amino acids. NCBI's taxonomy places the organism in Eukaryota, Metazoa, Arthropoda, Insecta, Lepidoptera, Nymphalidae. The transcript has 9 exons. Gene Ontology annotation, molecular function: zinc ion binding. The record is from RefSeq and is a predicted model, not a curated record.
AAAAUUAUGUCAAAAUGGCUUCGAUUUUCGAUUCGUAGAGUUGGACUAAAAUUUUAGUGGUGUCCAUUGUCGAAAACUAUAAUUUGUCGUGGAUUGUAACCGGCAUCAAAGAUAUUUAUAUUCUCCGUGUCCGACUGUUACGGAUUUUGUUUAUCAAUUAUCAUAUAUCCAUUAAAGUUAAUGUUUUUUGAUUUAAAAAAUGGUAGAACCUGGCAGAGUUAACAUGUCAACUUGUCGGAUAUGUUUGUCGAACAAGAGACCACUGUGCCCCCUUUUCAGAUACGAAUUAUCUGGAAACUAUGCAGAAAUGCUUACUGCAAUUGCAAACGUUAAGGUUGCGUCAAACGAUGGUCUACCAGAAAAGAUUUGCAACAAAUGUUGUACAUCAUUAGAAAAGGCCUAUCUUCUCAAAACUGUUGCAGAAAGAUCAGAUCGUGAGCUUAGAAAACUACGUGUGCGAGCUAGCAAAAAUGUGGCAACUAAAAAGAUUGCCUUUGAUUCAUUCACUGAUAUAAAAAGUGAAAUAGGACCGCUGGUUAUAAAAAAUGAACCAAAAUGGGAAAUGGAAAUAGAUACGUCCAGACAGACAAACAUUGAAACUGUGGAAGCUAAAGACAUAGUCAUUGCUGACACUGUUAUAAGAAAGGUAGAAACAAAUGAAUCAAAAAGCAAUAACAAUUUAGAUACUGAUAAUGACUUUUUUGAUGACGAUGUAUAUUUUGAUGACGAUGAUGAUGAUUAUGUGCCACCAACAGAGAAACUUAAAACCAAGUUCAAGAAACCAAAAUUGUCUGAGAUUAAGGUUUUCAAGGGCAAGAAACCAAUUGUAAGAAAAGUGAAAGUUAUAAAACAAUACAAGCAAGAACCAUAUGAUGAACCUAGCGCUAUUGUUAUUGAUGACAAAAAAUCAACCACUAUAACAUGUUAUCCAAUAAUGAAAAACGGUGCAAAAGGCCCAGCGAUCCUGCUGAGAAGACCAAAAGAUGCAACAAUAUUAAAAGUCCAUCCAAAUUACAAAAACCGGGGUGCAUCAAAAUCUGAAUACAGAGGAAUCAAACGUGAGAACAUAAGAAGAGUGAAAACCUCAAAACCUAUAACAAAGGAAAGAGAAAAGCUUGUCUGUCCUGUGUGUGGUAUAUUGACAUAUACUCUUGGAAACCAUAUAGCUACUCAUGAAGAAAAGAAGAAAUACACCUGUACUGAAUGCCCAAGAUCAUUUGUACAAAAAAGUAAUUUGCUGAUUCACAUGAAGCAACAUUCAGGAAUCAAAGAUCAUAUUUGUGAAAUCUGUGGUGCAGGAUUUUAUACACAGAAGUCUUUAGUUAGGCAUAACCUCAUCCACAAAGGAGAGCGUCCGUAUCAGUGCAACUUAUGUUCGAAGAAAUUUAUUGCACGGUGUGAUCUGAACCGCCACCUGCGCAUCCACGCCGGCUACAAGCCGUACAAGUGCGCCACCUGCGCGAUGUCCUUCAACGCGAAGCACCAGCUGCAGAACCACGAGCGGAUGCACACCGGAGAGCGACCCUACACUUGUGAAGUGUGCAGCGUAGCCUUCAGUUACAAAGUGAACCUUAACAACCACGUAUUUAAAGUGCACGGCAUCAACUUGAAGUUCAAAUCGAUACACACAGUGACGGAGGACAUCCUGCGCAAGGAGUUGGGCCUGAUGACGGAGGCCGGGGAGGCCAUCGCCCACAUCAUGCCGCAGCUGAGCGACGUGCCCACGCCCGGCGCUCACGAGACCGUGCACCACACCACGGACUAUAACUCUUGAAUCAUCACUAUCGGCCUAGAAAACUUUUUCAUUCAUAUUAAGAGCCUCAAUAGCUCAAACUCAUCACCGAGGAGUGGUGGUUAAAUCCCCGCCCCGUUGGUCUAUUGUCGUACCCACUCCUAAUAGUCUUUACUGACUAGUUGGAGGAAAAGGAUAAUAUUGGUCAUAUUUAAAAAAAAAAUUACAAGUCCAUUCAAGAUUGCAUCAUCACUGAGAUUUGAGAUUGAGAUCGGCUUGUAAAAAAAAAUUUACACGUUAAAACCAAUGACCAGUUUGUCCAGUUGUUAGCUAUGUGGUUCUGGGUCUGAUGGAAACUUCACCUACAUUUUUUUUUAUUCUUUACAAGUAAGAACUUGACUAUAAUCUCACCGGUAAUAGUAGGGGAGCCCGGGAUGCUAAAUUUGCAGUUACUACAGCGUCAUUGGAAUCAAUUAGAUUUGAGAGAUUAGAUGAUCGAAAGAAUGAAUGGUUAUAUAUUUUGUUUGCUUUCAGCGGUGGGGAAUAAAACUACAGAUUUUAAAGACAAUUGGCUAAAUGAAAUCUCUAGAAAACAUGAGCAAUUAUUCAGGAGAUUAUUUCAUUCAAAAUAAGUAAAAAAUUAACCGCGUUAGGGCUGGAUAACAAGAAUGUAAGAGUUUUAUUUUGUAACUUUGUGACCCUUCCAUUCCAUUACGUUACACUCAAAUCGGCAGUUUUUCGAAAUGCACACCUUUAAGCUAUCAACUUAAACGUACCCACCAAUAUUAAGGGCUCAUACUUGGUGGAGGUACUGAACAGCGUGCAAGGUAUAGUCCCUUAUGUUUAUCUGCCGCGCUCGAGUAACUGCAAAUUCCCCUCUUUGGCUCCUAUACUAUAAGAUGUAUAAUUUACUCUUUUCAGUUGUAUUACAUUUAGUUGCUAUUUUUGUUUUGUUUUUAAAUUUUCUGUGCCUAGUGUGUAUUAUAAACGUUACUUCGAAUACCUGUUUUGUUUUAAAAAAAACAAAAAUUAGCUUAUGAUUUGGUAUUGAAUGUCUAUGUUGUUGUAAAAUAUGCUUGGAUUUGUUUUGUGCAGUGAAGUGCAUAAUUAUUAUCUUGUUUUAUCAAUAAGUUGUAAAUACUUAGUCUUCAAAGUUAAAUAAAUGAUUUUAUUUAA